Scomber japonicus (chub mackerel) is the source of this 2733-nucleotide messenger RNA. It is a transcript of the gene ccnd1, whose product is annotated as cyclin D1. The coding region runs from base 219 to 1097 and encodes 292 amino acids. Gene Ontology annotation, molecular function: cyclin-dependent protein serine/threonine kinase regulator activity. Gene Ontology annotation, cellular component: nucleus; cyclin-dependent protein kinase holoenzyme complex; cytoplasm. The transcript has 5 exons. Lineage: Eukaryota; Metazoa; Chordata; Actinopteri; Scombriformes; Scombridae. The record is from RefSeq and is a predicted model, not a curated record. Gene Ontology annotation, biological process: mitotic cell cycle phase transition; positive regulation of G1/S transition of mitotic cell cycle; regulation of cyclin-dependent protein serine/threonine kinase activity.
CAGAGGGCUCGCGCACACCAGAGGAGCAGCAGCACGCAGCAACAGCAGCAGCAGCAGCAGCAAGAAGAAGAAGAAAGAGAUUUAAAACACCAGCCGACUAUUUUAUUCCUUCUGUCUGCUGUUAGUCUGUUCUCCUUACAUUACAGUGACAUUUAAACCAGCGCAACACACGCACGUUAUUCCGACGGUGAGAAUCAUUUUUUAAUAGCACAAGUACUAUGGAGGACCAGCUGCUGUGCUGCGAGGUGGACUCCAUCAGGAGAGCCUACCAGGACGUCAACCUGCUCAACGACCGAGUCCUACACACCAUGCUGAAGGCAGAGGAACUCUACCUACCGUCGGCUAACUACUUCAAGUGUGUUCAGAAAGAAAUAGUGCCCAAAAUGAGGAAAAUAGUUGCCACCUGGAUGUUAGAGGUCUGCGAGGAACAGAAAUGUGAGGAGGAGGUUUUUCCGCUGGCUAUGAACUAUUUGGACAGAUUUUUAUCAGUGGAGGCCACCAGGAAAACAAGACUACAGCUGCUGGGAGCUACGUGCAUGUUUCUAGCAUCCAAGAUGAAGGAGACUGUGCCCUUAACGGCGGAGAAACUCUGUAUCUACACCGACAACUCGGUCCAGCCCGGAGAACUGCUGCAAAUGGAGCUGCUGGUUCUCAACAAGCUGAAGUGGGACCUGGCUUCGGUCACGCCUCACGACUUCAUCGAGCACUUCCUGUCCAAGCUGAAGAUCUACCCGUCCACCAAGCAGAUCCUCAGGAAACACGCCCAGACCUUCGUGGCCCUCUGCGCUACAGAUGUCAACUUCAUCGCCAGUCCUCCGUCCAUGGUGGCGGCGGGUAGCGUGGUGGCAGCCGUUCAAGGCCUCUACCUGAAGAGCCAAGACGCCUCCCUGUCCUCCCAGAACCUCACCAACUUCCUGUCCCAGGUUAUCCGCAGCGACCCGGACUGUUUGCGGUCAUGCCAGGAGCAGAUAGAAUCUCUGCUGGAGUCCAGCCUGAGGCAGGCUCAGCAGCACAGCGGCACGACGGAAACCAAACGCGUGGACGAGGACGUGGACCUGUCCUGCACCCCGACAGAUGUCAGAGACAUCAACAUCUGAAACCGAGGCGGAAGCGUCGCGCGAUGAACCCGAUGAUCAAUGGGGGAAAAAAAGUUGUAGACAGAGGAGGGCGGUGGACAGGUGGACCGGGGAGGGGUUGCGGUUGCCUCAUCUGAACUCAGCCUCCCCUUCCUCCUCCUCCUUCCUGGUUGGGCUGCUAGCAUGGCCGACGUGUCCCUCACACACACGCCCGCUGUCCAUUACAGCCGUCAAAGACAGGCCCUGCCCCGCUACACACAAAAAAAAACCCCAAGUCACAUUUCCUGCCAGUGUCCCCUCCCAUCCCGGGAAAAGAAACGAACACUACAGAAAUGUACUCGAAAGAGAAAGAGAGAAAGCGAGAGAGAGAAAAAAAGACACUGAAAAUUGAAAACGACCUGCGUGGGCUGGAGUUAAAGCCACAAAAACAUUCUAGUAGAUUUUUUUUUCUUUUAUUCCCUGAAACAUUAAACUAGGAAUCUUUAAAUUACCACAGACUCAACUCACCUACUAAAACAUCCCAAAGUGUCGUGUACAGUAGGUCCUUGUAGUCUGUCUUCAGGUCUUUUACCUGAAAGCUGACAUUUAUUAAAGAGAAGAGGCUUUUUUUUCAUUUCUUUUUUCUGUUAUACCUAGAAUGUUUUAGACUUCUUGUCCGAGUUCCCAUGUUUGUCUUGUUGCAGUGCAGACAUACAUAUAUCCCUGCUUGCUUAUGUUUAGUCACUUUAUUAUAUUAUAUCAUUAGUCUUAUACCUCUUUUCUUUCAAGCUUUUUUUUGUUUUUUUAGUGUGAAACGCUCUGUUGUUUUUAACGACCAUUAGGCGACCACGGCUGAUUGUCGAGGUUCGGACAAAUUCUGAUUCUUUGUCCGUUUCCUCUCCGGGGUUGUUGGCUUUUACCCGUUUUUUUUACGGCUCGCUGUAAUCUGACAAGCAUCAAAAAUGGACGCAAGCAGAGCCGUCCACAGUCGUGUUCUUCUUCUUCUCCUUCUUCUUCUUCUUCUUUGUUUAGUCAUACCUAAUAUCAUUCCAACUUUUUGUUUCCUAAAAAGAAAAAAAGCACUUUUUGGUCAGCAGUGCUGGCUUGUCUAAAAAAAAAAAAUUAAGAGAGCAAGAGAGAGAGAGAGAGAGAGAGAGAGAGAGAGAGAGAGAGAGAGAGAGGAAAUCACAAUGAUAGAAGUUUGUAAAACAACAUGAAAAUGGACGGAGGAGGUCCAAGCAGAAGUCUUUAUGGUGAUGGAGAGUCAGGGCAGGCACGCAGACAGUUGCACCUGCAGAAAUACCUUCUUUUUUUUCUCUUUUUUAACAGAAAAACAAGACUGAAUGCUGCUUGACGCUGUGGCCUUCCAAGUCUCAGAUAAGAGUCUUAGUUUAACAAACAUUUCAUAGAGGCGGAGCUGCUCGUAUCAUCCGAAAUCUCAUUGGUUUAGUUAAAGUUCAGCGUGCAGAGCCAAAGGCUGGAGGUCUGAAGGUUUAAAAAAGAAAGUAAAGAGAAGUAUUGUUUUUAUAGCUGAAAUAAUACUUUAUUUUUAUAGAGGAAAAAAAACACAAGUAUUAUUUAUUUUUGUAGUUGCUAAACUAACCACGGCUCCACAGAUUGAUGUUUUAACUCAAACCGCUAAGAUGAUUUCUGCCUCCAGAGCAGCUCGGGCCCCUUU